This is a messenger RNA of Pipistrellus kuhlii (Kuhl's pipistrelle), 9183 nucleotides long. It is a transcript of the gene ZNF618, whose product is annotated as zinc finger protein 618. NCBI's taxonomy places the organism in Eukaryota, Metazoa, Chordata, Mammalia, Chiroptera, Vespertilionidae. The transcript is spliced from 16 exons. The record is from RefSeq and is a predicted model, not a curated record. The coding region runs from base 101 to 3004 and encodes 967 amino acids.
CGGAGCGGGAGCGGCGGCGGCGGCGGCAUUGUGCGCGCUCCAGCAGCCCGGCCGGGAGGAGAGGACGCCGGGCCGCCGCCUCCCGCGGUCGGUCGGACCCAUGCACCAGCCGGGCGGCGCGGCGGCUCCGCAGGCUGACGGAGCCAGUGCUGCUGGACGGAAAAGCACGGCGAGCAGGGAGCGCUUGAAGCGCAGCCAGAAGAGCGCCAAGGUGGAGGGGCCGGAGCCCGGGCCGGCCGAGGCCUCGCUGAGUGCCGAGCAGGGAACGAUGACGGAGGUGAAGGUGAAGACGGAGGUGCCCGACGACUACAUCCAGGAGGUGAUCUGGCAGGGCGAGGCCAAGGAGGAAGGAAAGGCGGUCAGCAAGGACGGGACCGGCGAUGUGCCCGCCGAGAUCUGCGUGGUGAUCGGUGGUGUCCGCAACCAGCAGACCCUCGGGUCCUACGAGUGUGGAAUCUGUGGCAAGAAGUACAAGUAUUACAACUGUUUCCAGACCCAUGUACGCGCACACCGAGACACUGAAGCCACCUCAGGGGAGGGAGCCUCCCAAGGCAACAAUUUCAGGUACACGUGCGACAUCUGCGGCAAGAAGUACAAGUACUACAGCUGCUUCCAGGAGCACCGAGACCUGCACGCGGUGGAUGUGUUCAGUGUGGAAGGAGCCCCCGAGAACCGGGCAGACCCCUUCGACCAAGGCGUCGUGGCCGCUGAAGAGGUGAAGGAGGAACCCCCGGAACCAUUCCAGAAAAUUGGGCCAAUGAACAAUAUUACAUCAGAAAUUUUUAAGAAGAAAGAAGUUAGGCAGACCCAAAAGAGAGAAACCGGCAACUACACCUGUGAAUUCUGCGGGAAGCAGUACAAGUACUACACACCCUACCAGGAGCACGUGGCCUUACACGCCCCCAUCAGUACCGCCCCCGGGUGGGAGCCGCCGGAUGAUCCAGACACAGGCUCUGAGUGCUCGCAUCCAGAGGUCUCCCCGUCUCCACGCUUCGUGGCCGCGAAGACCCAGACGAACCAGUCGGGGAAAAAGGCCUCGGCCUCCGUGGUCCGAUGCUCCACCCUCUUACACCGCACUCCUCCAGCCACCCAAACCCAGCCGUUCCGCACUCCAAAUUCAGGAUCGCCAGCCAACAAGGCAACCUCAGCAGAAAGCGCUUUCAGCCGGAGAGUAGAGAGCAAAGCACAAAACCACUUUGAAGAGACGAACAGCAGUUCCCAGAACUCCAGCGAAACGGCAAGUCCCCUGAUUUCCAAUACUUUCCCUCUCCUACAGAAACCCUACACGUGCGGCGCCUGUGGGAUCCAGUUCCAGUUCUACAACAACCUGCUGGAGCACAUGCAGUCCCACGCGGCGGACAAUGAGAACAACAUCACCUCGAACCAGUCCCGGUCGCCCCCUGCUGUUGUGGAGGAGAAGUGGAAGCCCCCUGCCCAGAGGAACAGUGCCAACAACACCGCGGCCAGUGGUCUGCCGUCCAACAGCCUCAUCCCCGAGAAGGAGCGGCAGAACAUCGCCGAGCGGCUGCUGCGGGUCAUGUGCGCUGACCUGGGAGCGCUGAGCGUGGUGAGCGGGAAGGAGUUCCUGAAGCUGGCCCAGACGCUGGUGGACAGCGGCGCCCGCUACGGGGCCUUCUCCGUCACCGAGAUCCUGGGCAACUUCAACACGCUGGCGCUGAAGCACCUGCCGCGCAUGUACAACCAGGUGAAGGUGAAGGUGACGUGCGCCCUGGGCAGCAACGCCUGCCUGGGCAUCGGCGUCACCUGCCACUCGCAGAGCGUGGGGCCCGACUCCUGCUACAUCCUCACCGCCUACCAGGCCGAGGGCAACCACAUCAAGAGCUACGUGCUGGGCGUGAAGGGGGCGGACAUCCGCGACAGCGGCGACCUGGUGCACCACUGGGUGCAGAACGUGCUGUCGGAGUUCGUGAUGUCGGAGAUCAGGACGGUGUACGUGACGGACUGCCGGGUGAGCGCCUCCGCCUUCUCCAAGGCCGGCAUGUGCCUCCGCUGCUCGGCCUGCGCCUUGAACUCGGUGGUGCAGAGCGUGCUGAGCAAGCGGACGCUGCAGGCGCGCAGCAUGCACGAGGUCAUCGAGCUGCUCAACGUGUGCGAGGACCUGGCGGGCUCCACGGGCCUGGCCAAGGAGACCUUCGGGUCGCUGGAGGAGACCUCGCCGCCGCCCUGCUGGAACUCGGUCACGGACUCGCUGCUGCUGGUGCACGAGCGCUACGAGCAGAUCUGCGAGUUCUACAGCCGGGCCAAGAAGAUGAACCUCAUCCAGAGCCUCAACAAGCACCUGCUCAGCAACCUGGCGGCCAUCCUGACGCCCGUGAAGCAGGCCGUCAUCGAGCUGAGCAACGAGAGCCAGCCCACCCUGCAGCUGGUGCUGCCCACCUACGUGCGGCUGGAGAAGCUGUUCACGGCCAAGGCCAACGACGCGGGCACCGUCAGCAAGCUGUGCCACCUCUUCCUGGAGGCCCUCAAGGAGAACUUCAAGGUGCACCCGGCGCACAAGGUGGCCAUGAUCCUGGACCCGCAGCAGAAGCUGCGGCCCGUCCCGCCCUACCAGCACGAGGAGAUCAUCGGCAAGGUGUGCGAGCUCAUCAACGAGGUCAAGGAGUCCUGGGCGGAGGAGGCCGACUUCGAGCCCGCCGCCAAGAAGCCGCGCUCCGCAGCCGCCGCCGCUGCCGCCGCUGCCGCCGGCGGCGGCGAGAACCCCGCCGCUCCGGACGGCGACCGGCUGGGCAAGAGCGAGGUGUACGACUACCUGCAGGAGCCCCUCUUCCAGGCCACCCCCGACCUCUUCCAGUACUGGUCGUGCGUCACCCAGAAGCACACGAAACUGGCCCGGCUGGCCUUCUGGCUCCUCGCCGUCCCGGCCGUGGGGGCCCGGAGCGGGUGCGUGAAUAUGUGCGAGCAGGCGCUCCUCAUCAAGAGGCGGCGGCUGCUCAGCCCGGAGGAUAUGAACAAACUCAUGUUCCUGAAGUCCAACAUGCUCUAAGGCUUCCGCGUCCGGACCGAGAGGAGCGCGAAAGAGAACACGGUAGGGAAAAUGGAUACGCAACACUGUCGCCAACAAAGGAAAGGAAUUUAUGUUCUAAACACUGUGGACCUCAUUAUCAACGCGCCCCCCCCCUGCCCCCCGCCCCCGGGAACUUAAGUGCUUUUUUUCAGUGUGUGUGUACACACACACACACACACACACACACACACACACGUGUGUGUGUGUGGGUGCGAGGCCCCUUGGCUCCUCGGCGUGGCCACUGUAGCUUCGCGCGCACACGUGCACACACGUGCACACACAUACCACCCUGGUGCAUGCCCACGCCUGCUCGUGGGCGCGUGUGCAUGAAACCGGGCGUGUGGGGGAAAGCCGAGCGUGUGGAAAGGGAGGACGCGCUCACCUCGUUUCCUCGGCGAGGGGCUUUGAAGACUCCGCUUUCAGGUGUGCAGGUGGGUAGGACGCUGACGUUGCAAAAGUGUUCGGGCAGCUGAGAUCUGAAGUGACUUGACGCUCUCUGUCCUCAGCCCACGGUCCCUCUUCUCCCUGCGUGCCCCUCCCCCCAGCCCUCCUCACCCUCAUGCACCCUCCCCAGGCUGCCCUGCGCUGGAUUCUCCACACGGCAUCAGAUGGACAGUUUCUGCACUGGACUUCGUUCUUGUUCACCUUCAGGGCAUUGAGCGGCUGCCUCCGGGGUGACACGGGGCAGCCGCCUUAGAAACACACCUAUCUCUCUCCCCAAAUCAGGAAAGGAGACUUUAAGCAUAGAAAGCUGACGUUUUGGCUUUUUAAUAUAAGAAAGAAAGAAAGAAAGAAGAAGAAAAAAAAAAAGAGACGUAUUUCAGAGAAGUAUAGACACUAUGUCCACUCCUUAAUUCUCUUCCUCACAUUUUAGCCGUUUUUACCUUUCUGUUUUUUUAUUCCCAAGUUUGAUUUAGGCUCUGCUAGGAGGCACUGAAUGUCUAUAACUUAUGUUUUGAAGGUUUUUUUGUUUGUUUGUUUGUUUUAGUUGCCUUUUUUGUUCCUCAAGUCACACUGUAAACUAGCUCAUCUCAGUGGUAUAUGCGCUCUCCUAAGGUUUUCACCGGCCUUCGCUGUACUGUCCCAUGUCUGUGCGUUGGAACAGCCGAGACCACGCUUGUCUGUGCUGCGUGGAGACCGGGAGGGGGCUGGAGUCGCAGGUCCCCGGGGUGGGGCUCGGUGGAAGCCAUGGGGACGCCUGUGGUUGAGGACUGCUCCUGAAUGUAAGGGAAGGCCCGCCCUCCCGGCUCGCCGCGCCCCGGUACCGCGAAUGUCCGACUUGUAUACCCAGAGUGCAUUACACUACUCGCCACGUCACUGACACUCUCAGCUCAGCAGGGACGCCUGAGCUGAUCCACGUCUGUCCACGUCCGACACACCUCAGACCCACCCCCACCCCUCCCCAGGGCCCCAGGGGUUCCGGUGGGCCCAUUGCCCACCGCCCUGGGGUCCCCGCACUCGAGCCUCAGCCCUCCCUCCAGGACAGUAGUUGAGCACGGUGCCUUGUGGGCCAAACGGUUGGUGUAUGGAGGGUGGCAUGGCGUUAGGCCGCUCUGAACUUGAUGCUGUGAACGAUGUCCGUAGGCUUUUCUCUCCACAAGCAGUUCCGUUUCUACACACUCAGUCCAAAUGCCGAGGGGGGCCCCUCCCCUCCCCCCCAUAGCGGUGGUUCCGUCAGGAUCGGCCAUCCGCCCCGGCCCGCCUCUCUGUGAACAGAGUGCCGGUGGUCUCCCGUCCUCCGGUGCCCGUGGCUGUGGCACAGAGAUGGCGACGCCAAGGGCUUCAGGCUGAGGACGGCCACGUGGCUUCCGGAAAGGCACAUCCUACCGUCUCAGGGGCCAGGGCCACCCCUUCCUCCCCAGAAAGCAUUACUCAAUUGCCAGAUACCUCGACUACAGAAAGCACUGUACCCUGCCCGCUCCCAGUCCGGGGGUGGGGGCUGGGCAGGUGACGCUGGUAUAGAAACACUGUCCCCGGGCGCCUCGCCUGCUCACUUCGCCUCAUGAGACCUACCCCUCCGCGUCCUGAUGUACUUCGCGAUGUAUGCGAGGGGGCCGGGGGCACGUUCUCUCCAGCAAGCCACGGCCUCAGCCACCGCCUGCCACGUCCUCGCCCAGAGAAGGGCCAGGUGUCUCCUCACCACGUCUCCAGCUGGGCUCACGCCAUCUGAAGAGCCCCCAUGCGCGCUGGCCGGCCACCUGAUGUCACUUCCCAGGGUGUCUCGGCAGACUUCGGACCGCCGGGGCCUUCCAGGAGGUGUCUGUGGGGGUGCUGAGGAGUGAGCGGUACCUCCAGGUUCCUCCGGCUCCGCUCUGCUCUGCUCCGCUGCCGGGGAGGCUCAGAGCUGCUGCUCCCUUUGUGUGGUCGGUGGAAACGGCCUUGCGGCCCAUCCUUCCUCUCCGUGGAGCGGAGCUGGGUGCUGGUGUUGCCCUGUUUGGAAGUAGGCAUUUCGUGUUCUUGUGAAGCCAUCAGAGACCGAGUCCAGAUGUGCAUUUGGAGUCUUUGGACCACGAGGUGCCAGCCCUCCAGAAUGAAUUCCAGUCUCACCAAAUUCUAGGCACCGAGUCACGUGCCAUCCUCCGUUUUCCAGUUCCUCCGAAGGUUAGUCCUUAGGGCAGUCCCUUAAAGCCGUCUCCUGGGGCUGCCUCGACCACCUGUGGUGACAAGGUGGCAGGUAGCCAUCUCUCUCUCACAGCCGCGGUUCCCCAGAAGCUGGUGUCGCCAACAGCAAAGACGGUGCCCGGGCGCCCCUCCGUCUGCUUCCUCACGCAGGCAAGUCCCCACAGCAGGGCAGAUCCUACUGCCGCCCACCGCUGAAGAACCCAAAGAGCUCACAGGUCCAGCCACUGGCCCCCGGUUUAUAGCAAUAUCCACCUUGUUCAGACUCUAGCUCAGCCAAAGGAUGGGGGUAGGCUCUUCCACUUGAUCUCCAGGCACUGGCCCUGGCGUUGACCUUGGGAAGGGUCUUGUCUCCUGCCUCCUACUCCUCUGACAGCUGUGGGACCUCCCAGCCCCGGCCCUCGGCAGCUGGCAGACCCGGGACCGAAGUUCCCGUCACAUUCUGGGCAGCUCCAGGUGUUCGCCUGCUGACUUGGACACGACUCCUCUCAAGCCAUGUGGUUCCCAGGAUGGAAUGGGUCUUUGCGUUGGCAUACACGGACCCAAGAGGAGACUGUGGAGUUGGCUCUUCCCCUCUGAAGCCAGCUGGCUUCACCACCCAAGCCCAAGCCAAGGACUGUGUCUCGUGGGUGGUCCUCAGAUUUGGAGUAGCGGUGCCAUCCCAGUCAUCGUGAGCAGGUGCUCCUGUCCCAGCAACGUCCUCCCUCCCCUGCGCCUCGGUCAGCCAGCCAGGCCUCCCCCGGGUGGUGGUUAGAAACCAGGAAACACAGGGAGGAGCCACCUGCUGCGUGUGCCUCCAGCCCUCAGAGCGGCUCUUGGCUGGGGGAGAGGCCGGAUGGCACAUCGAGGAGUGUGGGUCUCCAUCCGGGAUCCUAGGAAGGACUGUUGACACCAGGUCCACAGGCUGCCAGGAGUUCUCGCCUUCGGUCUGCUCCUGGGCUUCGCCUUCAAGAAACACCGGAGGGAAGCUGCAGGGCAGAGUUCCACUGCGAAGCCGGGCUUCUGUCCUUGGGGGUCCCCCGUGCUUGCGGGAGGCCGCCUGCCUCCUCCCGGACCUGGACUGGGCUCCUUGGAGAGUGAGUGGGCCCCUGGAGGGAUGUCAGGGAUACAGCGCAUGCUCUCCGGGCUCCAGAGGAUCAUACGGAAGGUUGGAAAUGGAGCUGGGAUGCGGAUGGAGAAGGAGGUGCCGUGAGAAGUGGCCCAGAGGGGACAGUACCUGGAUGUUGUCAUCGUGAUGGACAUGCUUGCAGAGAUGGAAGAGGAAGUGCACAGGGCACGUGGGUGGGCUUCUGCCCCCCUUGAGCUGGACUGAGUUCAUGGCUGGCCCUGGCCUUGGGGACAGGCCAAUGCCUGUGCCCCUGGGAUGUACCUGGAGGAGGCCUCCUAGCCAGGCUGCUGCUUUAGACAGAACCGGGAGUUUGCUAGGGAAGGCUCCGGCUGUCCCCCGGAGACCGGAGAUGAUGGCUCCUGUCCCGGCCCUGCCUGCCCUGGCCCAGCCCCCGGGAUCCACAGGGCCAGCGGGAGCAUUGGGAUGGGUCCGCCCCUCUCUUCACUGUGGCUCAUGUUUGCUAGGCCAGUUAUGGUGAACCAAUGAUGCAGUGUUUUCCCUCUCCUGUUCUCCUCCUGGCUCCCCGCUCAGGAUUUUCUGGAGGAUUUGAUCGUUUCUCUGUGGCUCUCCUUUGGGUUUGAGGAUCGUAGUCAGCAGAGGCCUGCCUCUCCCCAAAGGGCCCUGUGCUCUCCUUGCGAAAAGGCACCUGCUCCCGCGUGGAUGAGGGAGAAGAUCCCGUUGGUCUGUUCAUGUCCCCACCGCCACCGCCACCGCCACCACGGUGUCGCUUUAAAGACUCAACUCCUGUUCUGAGGAGGACCUGCUGGGUUUGCAGUUGGGCGUCAGCAUCGGGCCCGUGAGGGUCCUACCCAUCCACUGGGCACCUUGACUCUUCAAACCAAAGUUCCUCACAGGGGCACCGCCCAGCCUUGACGGCAACCUCAGGGGCCCGGGAUCCGGGGGACGCUUCCUGACGUCCAGGUUGGCAGCGACCUCGGGGUCUGGAAGGAGGGGCUCCUCCCACAACCCAGGUGUCAGCAGCCAGUCCCUGCCGGGGACCCUCCCCCCCCUCCCGCCCAGCCAGGGCGGGUGGGUUCCCAAGCAGUGAGCAAGCUUGUGACCUGGCCUGGGGCAGGGACUCACCAUCCAAGAGACAGAGGGGCCUGCGGGACUGGAGGCUCAGACCCACCAACCACGUGUCCGGGGCCGUUCAGAUCCCAAGCAUCAGGAAACCAUUUUGUACAACCACCUGAAGCAGAGAUAUUUUUUAAAAACGUACCAAUUAUCUUCCGUUCUCUUCUGAUCCUACCUUUCUAUCUUUUCCCCCACAACCUCCUGUCGGUGAUUCUUUCACAUCAGGUAAAUCUUGAGAAGGCCUUGGUGCCCCUCCCUCCCAGGCCCCACCCCCACCCCCCCAUAACCACGUGCGUGCACCCCCAUCCUUUCUCAGUAGUGAAGACGUUCUAGGCAAUACCAUAGGCACAUCUGACUGUGUCUCUCUCUCCGAGUGCAAGAAACUCAAGUCAUCUUAAAAAGAAAAACUACAAACAAAAAAAAUUUACAAAAAAAAAACACAAACACACAAAAAAAAUAUCUUUUUUAGGCCAGAGUUUUCUACAGGUAUUAAUGAAUAUUUUUCUUAAUCCUUAUAAGUUUUAUGUGUUUAAUAUUUCUUAAUACCGGUAGCAUUAAUUUAUACUUUUGUAGCAACACAAUAUUUUUAUAAACAGCCAGUGGCUUGGCUCAAGUCUCCACGAGGGGUUAACGCAGGGCCAUCUUGGGACCCUGUGUACCAUGUACUGUAUUUAAAAAAAAGAAAAAGAAAAAAAAAAAGUUACCUAGUGUCCCCCUUGCUGUAUUAAUGAACAAAAGAGCGUUGUUUGCGAUCUCCUGUGCCGGCGUGGAUCUCACACGCCUGUGGGUCCCACAGCUCUGCACGGGGUCACAUUGCAUGGGGGUUGCGUUGACGGUUCUUGUAUGAUGUGUGAGGGCCACACUCCCCCCCCCCCCCGACCAAACGUGUGGGUUUAUUUAAGGGUUUUCCGUUUGUCCUUUGGGUUUUUUCCAUUUCGACUCUGUUUGGGUCCCUGGAACCGUUUCUCCAUUGACAGCCAAAUCAGUUUCGUGAUGUUUCACACUUGUACUGACGUCACGUGGAGGAAAGGAACGGAAAAAGGCAAGGUUUUUACAAAGGAAUAAAACUCAAAGCUGAGCUGUUUAAAUGUUGCUGUUUUUAACUGUCUGUUCUGGUCCGAAAGUGGGACGUUCCCAGGGAGAAGAGGAAGGUUCCACUUGGUUCCUUAAAUCGCCAAAAGCCCCCCCAGCCCAGAAUUCAGAACCCCUCGACCCCAUCAAUUCUUGCAAUGUUACUUCCCGGUUGGUCGAUGCCAAGGCAAAAGACAUCCUUUUAAUGGUUAGAGGAUCAGUUGCUUAAAUGAUUCCAUGUCGGUGUUGUAUUUAUGGUUUUACAAUAAAACGACCUUUAGGAAGA